This is a messenger RNA of Cydia amplana, 1399 nucleotides long. RefSeq lists its product as uncharacterized. The record is from RefSeq and is a predicted model, not a curated record. The transcript has 5 exons. The coding region runs from base 139 to 1074 and encodes 311 amino acids. Lineage: Eukaryota; Metazoa; Arthropoda; Insecta; Lepidoptera; Tortricidae.
AUCUCAGUAGGGUACGUAAAAAAUCGAUUUUUAACUAGUGAGUGAAGUGAUACUUAAGACUGAUAAGGAUAUGAAUUCGAUAGAUGGAUUAUUAAAGGGGAACGCGUGAAAUGUCAGGAGAUAAUUAGAGAGACAGCGAUGCUGUCGUAUAUGGUGCCGGUGGAGCAGAAGCCGCCAGUGGCGCCGGCGGGCAAGUCGCGGCUGGCGCUGGAGCUGGCGGCGGCGCCCGGCAGCCCCGAGGCGGCGGCGCGGCGCGCGCUCAAGACCGCCAUCUCCAAGGACUCGUCCACCAGCUCGUUCGCCAGCGACCUCACCUUGUCCUCCUCCACGCCCACGGGUGCGCACGACAAGCCCAAACACAAGCUGCUCUCCAACGGCACCAAACACACCUCUUUGAAGCGGGUGUCGUUCGGGAGCUCUAAGGGGUCUAUGGUGGAGACUCUGAUCUACGAGAGCCCCCUUCAAGAGGAGCCCGAGAGCAGUCCCCCGCCAAAGUUGCAGGAGACUGCUUUUCCUUACACCCCCGUGGAGGACGAUUCGGAGCGCGCCAAGGUCCGCGUUUCGUUCUACCAGGGCGCGCGCCCGCAGUGCCUGUCCCCGCCGCCGCCCGCCUCGCACGAGCUGUACGCGGCCCUGCUCGCGGCGCACACCGACAUGGCGGACCACGCCGCCUACAACCGACAGAUCAGCACGGAGAGCGGUUGGGACAACCCGUUCCGGCCGGACGGCGACUUGAGCCGCGAGGCGGACGAGAUCGUGUCGCUGAUCAAGGGCGGGAAGCCCAUCACGCCCACGCCCACUGCGCAGCCGCAGCUCGCGCCGUGCGAGGAGGAGGACAAGCAGCAGCACGCUAACAACCUCAGCGCAAAUGCGCCCUCUUCGCCCCAGACGAAAGUAUCCAGCCCGGUGUUGGCGAGCACUCCGAAGGCGAUGAACGGCACUAAGAACGGCGCGGCGGGCGAGCCGCGCGCGGGCGCCGUGGAGGUGAGCCGCGCGCCGCCGCCCGAGCCGCAGCAGCCCGAGCACGUCACCAUCAAGAAGAAGCCCAAGUGCAAGUGCUGCGUGCUGCAGUAACCGCCUCCCCCCCGCGCCGCCCGCGCACCGCCCGCACCGUACCUUCGCUUCUCUAUUCGUCGCAUCACCCAUCUCGACCUCGGUGUUUACACGGUGCUAUUUCAUUUUUACCCAUGUUCACAAUUUUAACGUUUCGCGUUUCUAUAAUUACAUUUACCGAAAUUAAUAGGUUAUCAAUACGGUUUUUCCGACUAUCAAUAUAUUAUUUGUGAUAUUUUACUGUUAUUACAAGUUUACAAAUAUUUGUCUGCUACUUAUGUAGUGUUAGUUAGGGUUCCGUACCAAAUACCUAUAAAUAAUAUUUGGUACUACUAAGUCUAAUCUA